AUGGCUCCUGAGGCCGUUGAAGUGGAGAAGCCCACAAAGAAGCUGGGCAUGCGAAAAAAUGGCCAGCACUGGAUCGCCCCCAAAAAGGCCUUUCGCCCUACCGCUGGCCUCUCCUCGUACGAAAAGCGAGUCAAGGAGCGCGCUGCCAUGGCGCAGAUGAAGGCCAAGGAGAAGGAGCUGAAAGAUGAGAAAGAGCAGGCGCGCAAGGACCUUAAAUUCUCCCAAGAGCUCUCUUAUAAGGCCUCGGGAGACCUCAAACAAGCACUGGUCCAACUACACGCCUACUCGACAGGCACGACCCGGCGGCUAGACGAGACGUACUACGCGGUCCUGGAGAAGACGGCGGCCGUGCAGAUGACAUUUUCGGCGCUCAAGGAUCUGGCCGGGUCGUCGGGCGACGCAGCCCGGGACUUUGAUAAGGACGCGCAGGAUCUGGAGGAGGACAUACGCGGGCAGCUGCGCGCGCUCGACAGCUUCGAGAGUCAGGAGGGCAGGAUACGCUCGCUGCAGGAGCGCAUCAGCGCUGGGCGGUCGAGGAUGCUAUCCCUAGUCGGCAGGGUCGACGAGAUCGGCGACAUGGUCGAGAGGUGGGAGCGGGCGGACCGAGAGUGGCAGAUCAAGAUGCGCAGGAGGCUGAGGGCCAUCUGGGGCCUCGUCCUCGUCGUGGUCCUGGCCCUCACCGCCCUCGUCAUGUCAGCAAAUAAUGACGGUGGGACUGAUGACAGCGGCAACAACUUGUCCCCUUCUUCCGCUGCCGCCGCAGCAAGCGACGCGGCCGACCUGCCGUCUCACCAGCUGCUGCGCCACGAGCCUCUCAACAUAACGAGGCUGGUGCCUACGUUGGACAAGGAUGCUCCUCCUGGUCAGUCUAGCACGGACGGGCAAGGUUCACUAUUUCGGUCGAAACCACAGGCGACUGAUGACAGGUUACGCCAAUUUGAUGAGUUGUGA
Geosmithia morbida is the source of this 951-nucleotide messenger RNA. RefSeq lists its product as uncharacterized. Bases 1 to 951 code for a protein of 316 amino acids. NCBI's taxonomy places the organism in Eukaryota, Fungi, Ascomycota, Sordariomycetes, Hypocreales, Bionectriaceae. The record is from RefSeq and is a predicted model, not a curated record. The transcript has 4 exons.